UUUCCGGGAGGCUUGACAUCACCGGGCUGUUGACAACGAGGACCUAAGGAUGACCCAAACUGUUGUUCUUCGAUGCAAGUGAAGCUACUAAAUCAUUGAGGGAGUGGUGUUUUGGCAGUCAUGUGACUUUUUGUCUGGACACAAUUGCCGGUGUUUGCCAUUGGCCAAUUUUCUUUGAAAGAGCGUUGGUUUCCUGGGUGACGGGGAAUGGCGGCACCACUUCACUUUUCUCUGCAGCUGCCCGCCUCUCCCCCCCUCCCCUCUGCAUUGCUCUCUAUCGCUCUGUCUCUUCCACGGGCAGUGCUAGAUCAGGCAGGCAGUCCCAGAGACCAUUAGACUGCAGGAGGCACACCGGCCGCACAACCGGCUCUGCUACUCUGACAAAAGUGAAGGAUUUCCCCCCUGAGUGUAGAGAGGAGACGGAGAGAAUUAAAACCACUGAAGAAAAGGAUAAAUCCUCUCUCUGGAGCCAGUGCCAUGCAGUGUUGAGUUGACUGAAGCAAAGCUGAAGUGAUCUGACUUGAAGACCAUCUUACCCUUCAUUCCAUCCUACGUGGUCCAGAUGGAGCUCAAAGUGUGGGUGGACGGAGUGGUGCGGGUGGUGUGCGGCCUGUCUGAGGAGACGUCCUGCCAGGAUGUAGUCAUUGCUCUGGCUCAGGCCAUUGGUCAGACAGGUCGGUAUGUCCUGAUCCAGCGUCUCAGAGACACAGAGAGGCAACUGCUGGCCACAGAAAAGCCUCUGGAGUCUCUCGCCAAGCUGGGCCAACAUGGCAGUGAGGUUCAGUUCUUCCUGCGUCGUACUGGCCCAAGCAGCAGCGACAGUCCCAGCUCCAAACCAGACAGAGCAACUCCCCUCCCUUUGCCCAAGCACCCUGAGCCAGAGCUUUCAAAACGCAGUCAGCCGAAGAAAGCACUCACCUUUAACCUGGGGCCAUCCACCUCUCCUAGAACCAAAGCCAAACAGUUUAAGAGAUCUCCUCUGGACUCUCCAGAACAAAGAGCCUCCCCUUCUCCUUCUCCAAGUCCUGUUUCUUCUCAUGUGCCAUCACCCUCUCCCUCCCCACCUAUAGGCCCAUCCAAAGAGGAGGUCUUUAGGAAGGUUCUGCAGCAACAGGAAAGACUGAGGGCUUUUGAGGCCCAGCUAGAAUCCCUAGAGAGGGAGUCACAUUCCCGGGACCAUCCCUACCCAUCUCCAUGUCCUUCACCUGUUUCUGACACUCGCUUGCAAGAAGAGGUGGAUGCUCUGGAAGUAGCGCUGCGGAGGAACCAGGCCGAGCUCGCUCACGAGCAGUACUGGGAAGAGGAGCUUGAGGCAGAGGUGGAGAGGGAGCGAGGAAUGAGAAGGAAGCUCGGGGAGCUUCACGCACAGCUUGAUGACUGUGGGCGGCGGCUUCACGAGUUCUCUGUCCGCUCUGCUCAGCUGGAGCAAGAAAUCCAGAGGGAGAGCCAGGCUGAAGGGAAACCUAGCAGACCAGAGGAGUCCCUCGAUGUGAUGAAGGUAGAGCUUCAGAGCCAGGAACGUCAUGGGACAGAGCUGGAGGAGCAUCUAUCUGAGACUGACAAGGCCCUGGGGAAGGCAGAGUCUCUGCUGCAGGCCAAACAGGAGGAGCUGGAGGAGCUGAAUAAGGAACUGAGGCAGUGUAACCUGCAGCAGUUUAUUCAGCAGACAGGUGUCCUGCCGGCACACACACACUCACGCACAGAGCUCCAGGAGCAACUGGAGCAGCUAGAGCUGGCACAUCUUCUACAGGAAGGAUACAGUAAUGGAGGUCACAGUCUACAAAUGGAGUCUCCGCCACGCCCCACUGCCAAACAGUUCCUGGGACAUCCACGCAACCUGCAAAACCCUCUAGUGUCCAGUCUCAACCCUGAGGUCCUGACUUCCCGCGACUCAUCAUGGAGAUAAAACAUGGACCACAGGGCCAAGGGGAAAACUUGUUCACUGUUCUGUCACCGUCAACUUUUAUUUAACCCCUUUCUUUGUAACUCAUUAUUUAAUCCACCAAGAUAUACAUACUGUAUAUACAUAAAACAAAUAUAUUUACUGAGUUUUGCUACUGUAAACACUGCAAUAUCUGUAUGAAAUGUAAAAUAAUUUAGAACAUUUUACCUAGAGGAAUUAUUACAAUGUAUUUAAAGAUAAUAAAAUUGUGUAUUGUGUUUUAGAUGA
Molecule: messenger RNA, 2170 nt
Organism: Notolabrus celidotus (New Zealand spotty)
Lineage: Eukaryota; Metazoa; Chordata; Actinopteri; Labriformes; Labridae
Gene: rassf7a
Product: Ras association domain family member 7a
Exons: 9
Coding region: 563-1906 (447 amino acids)
Biological process (GO): signal transduction
Source: RefSeq, a predicted model, not a curated record